This is a messenger RNA of Chaetomium globosum CBS 148.51, 540 nucleotides long. RefSeq lists its product as uncharacterized. The record is from RefSeq and is a predicted model, not a curated record. Lineage: Eukaryota; Fungi; Ascomycota; Sordariomycetes; Sordariales; Chaetomiaceae. The transcript has 6 exons. Gene Ontology annotation, molecular function: ubiquitin conjugating enzyme activity. Gene Ontology annotation, cellular component: nucleus. The coding region runs from base 1 to 540 and encodes 179 amino acids. Gene Ontology annotation, biological process: protein polyubiquitination; ubiquitin-dependent protein catabolic process.
AUGGCCUCCCCUCGCCGCCGUAUUGAGACUGAUGUCAUGAAGAUGUAUGCUUCUGCGCUUAUGAGCGAUUACGAAGUGACCUUGGUUCACGAUAACACGCCAUUUGAAGGCGGCGUCUGGAAGGUCCACGUCGAACUGCCGGACCAGUACCCGUACAAGUCCCCAAGCAUCGGCUUCGUGAACAGGAUUUUCCACCCGAACAUCGACGAACUGUCUGGAUCCGUUUGCCUUGACGUCAUCAACCAGACAUGGUCACCCAUGUACGAUAUGAUCAACAUCUUUGAAGUCUUCCUGCCGCAGCUCCUCCGCUACCCGAACCCGUCCGACCCGCUCAACGGCGAGGCGGCCGCCUUAUUGCUCAGGGACGCCACAACGUACGAAGCCAAAGUAAAGGAUUACGUCUCGAGAUACGCGACUAAGAAUGCGGCGGACGAGGCCGGCGCCGAGAGCGAAGACGACGAUGACCUCUCCUCGGUGGGGAGCUACAACGACGAUGACGACGAGGAGGCACAGCCGGCGGGCCAGAUGGAUGACGUAUGA